Molecule: messenger RNA, 585 nt
Organism: Pediculus humanus corporis (human body louse)
Lineage: Eukaryota; Metazoa; Arthropoda; Insecta; Psocodea; Pediculidae
Product: Optic atrophy 3 protein, putative
Exons: 2
Coding region: 1-585 (194 amino acids)
Biological process (GO): regulation of lipid metabolic process
Cellular component (GO): mitochondrion
Source: RefSeq, a predicted model, not a curated record
AUGGUUGCCGCUUUUCCAUUGGCUAAAAUUGGAUUAUUACUUAUGAAACAAUUGAGUAAACCAUUGGCGAAUUUAAUUAAAAAUGAAGCGAAAAAACAUCCGUUGAUUCGACGAUACGUCAUCAUACCAACGGGAAAAGCCUAUCAUUGGGUCGAAACUCAAGCAAUGUCGAAGGAAAAAUCAUCGGUAAUGAAUUUAACGGAAGAUGAAGUCGUAGAACUCGGUUCGAACGCCAUCGGUGAAAUUGUUCUUUUCGGAUUGUUGACAAUAAUAUUGUUGGCCGAAUACAAUCGUCAAGGAGAACAAAAAGCCGUUAAACAAAAAAUGAAAGAAGAUGAAAUAGCAAAUUUAAUAACGACCGUCGUUGACACCAUCGAAGAUGUUAACGAUUUAAAAUAUUCGGUUAAACAAAUAGAAAAAAAAAUUACCGAUACUUUCGAUGCGUUGGUAUUAGAUGACGAAUCAUUUACGAGUCAUUUAAGCGAUGAUAAUUUUCUUGAUGUUUUUACCCAACCUAAAAAAUCAAAAUGGUUUUUUCAAUCUUCGAAAAAAUCAUUCGAUGAUAGCAGUCCGACAUUAUGGUGA